This is a messenger RNA of Rubroshorea leprosula, 1915 nucleotides long. Lineage: Eukaryota; Viridiplantae; Streptophyta; Magnoliopsida; Malvales; Dipterocarpaceae. The record is from the annotation of a GenBank genome assembly.
GAACAAACCCAUGUUUUUCUCUUAUCCAUUCCUAGUGAAGAAGACGUGAAUUCUCUCGCAACACCAGCCAUGGGUUCCCUGGAAACGCCGACGAUUGCAGAGCAGAACGGCUCUGCUACCCCAGCCGCCAGGGCUACGGUUGACACGGACCAAAAUCCUGUCUUCGCUGGCGCCGGAGUUCCUGCAGAAAUGGAACUGGAACCUGAGGCGUUGAAGAAGAGGAGGAAUAGUGUGCUCCCUCUGGACGUCGGUACUCGCGUAAUGUGCCGGUGGAGAGACGGCAAGUAUCACCCUGUUAAGGUCAUUGAACGGCGUAAAAUGCAGUACGGUGGGAACAACGACUACGAGUACUACGUCCAUUACACUGAAUUCAAUAGGAGGCUUGAUGAAUGGGUAAAGCUUGAACAACUUGAUCUUGAUUCAGUUGAAGCUGUUGUUGAUGAAAAGGUGGAAGACAAGGUAACGAGCUUAAAAAUGACGCGCCACCAGAAACGGAAGAUUGAUGAGACGCAUGUGGAGGGACAUGAGGAGCUUGAUGCUGCUAGCUUGCGUGAACAUGAGGAAUUCACUAAAGUGAAAAAUAUAGCAACUAUAGAGCUUGGAAGAUAUGAAAUUGAGACAUGGUACUUCUCUCCCUUUCCACCAGAGUACAAUGACUCAUUGAAGCUGUACUUUUGUGAGUUUUGCCUCAAUUUCAUGAAGCGCAAAGAGCAGCUUCAAAGACAUAUGAAAAAGUGUGAUCUGAAGCAUCCCCCUGGAGAUGAGAUAUACCGCAGUGGUACACUGUCAAUGUUUGAGAUUGAUGGAAAAAAGAACAAGGUUUACGGGCAGAACCUUUGUUAUUUGGCAAAGUUGUUCCUUGACCACAAGACCCUGUAUUAUGAUGUUGACCUGUUUCUGUUUUAUGUUUUGUGUGAAUGUGAUGAUCGCGGUUGCCACAUGGUUGGGUAUUUUUCCAAGGAAAAACAUUCUGAGGAAUCCUAUAAUUUGGCAUGCAUCCUCACUCUUCCUCCUUAUCAGAGGAAAGGCUAUGGAAAAUUUUUAAUUGCCUUCUGUAAGCUGUCUUUUCUUUGUCAUUUGUACUCUGUUUUGCCUCAUUCUGAAUUUCUGAUUAUGAUAGAUGGAGAUGGUGGUCACCUCUACAUCUCUAGGUUUGGUUUGUUGAGUUUGUGUUCAUAAGCUUUUGGUUUACCAGCGUCAGCAGAAGAUGAACCUCCCUGGCUUUGAGGAAUAUAUAAGAACACUCGUUUUCUCUUAUUAAAUUAGCCUCACAAAUCACAAUCCAGUCACUAAUUUGGUUCUGAGUCCUCUGUAAGUUAACCUAGAUCUUGUCAAGCAUGGUUGUGCUUAGAAUUUAAAAUAUUUAUGAAUUGCAGAUAAAUUACUGUGGGUGCCUUAAUAUAAAAUCCUGACCUUUGUAUGAUUUUAUUUCCUUUGGUAGCCUGGCUUCAUUAAUAGCCAAAACCUACCUCAAUAGAAAAGAUUCUGUCUUUAUCUGGCUAACCAAGUAUUAACCUUGUGAUUUUUUAUCUGGUUGGAUAUUAUUGCUAAUGGAGCAGCAUAUGAACUGUCCAAGAAAGAAGGUAAAGUUGGAACACCAGAAAGACCCCUUUCCGACCUUGGGCUAUUAAGCUACAGAGGAUAUUGGACCAGGGUUCUUUUAGACAUCUUGAAAAAGCAUAAGGCAAAUAUCUCUAUCAAGGAGCUUAGUGACAUGACAGCCAUUAAAGCGGAGGAUAUUCUAACUACUUUGCAAAGCCUGGAAUUGAUUCAAUACAGAAAAGGGCAACAUGUCAUCUGUGCAGAUCCUAAGGUCUUGGAUCGGCAUCUAAAAGCUGCUGGCCGUGGUGGUCUAGAGGUUGAUGUCAGCAAAUUGAUUUGGACUCCCUACAAAGAACAAGGCUGAUGCAUCCUG